Leptopilina heterotoma is the source of this 953-nucleotide messenger RNA. It is a transcript of the gene Aptx, whose product is annotated as aprataxin. Bases 111 to 746 code for a protein of 211 amino acids. Gene Ontology annotation, cellular component: nucleus. Lineage: Eukaryota; Metazoa; Arthropoda; Insecta; Hymenoptera; Figitidae. Gene Ontology annotation, molecular function: double-stranded RNA binding; single-strand break-containing DNA binding; single-stranded DNA binding. Gene Ontology annotation, biological process: single strand break repair; double-strand break repair. The transcript is spliced from 3 exons. The record is from RefSeq and is a predicted model, not a curated record.
UAAGUGCAACAUAACGGACAUAACCUUAACAAAAUCAACUUACCGAUUUCAAAGUUUUGAGAUAACGAUAAAGUGUUUAUUAAAUUUGUUUUUUACCUCGUCAUUAUUGUAUGAAACGUUUAUUAGUAUCUUCGGUAUUAUUUUCAACAAUGAAAAGAACAAUAGGCGAUGAAACGAAUAAAAUUGCAACUAAAAAAAGUAAACUAUCCCACUGGUCACAUGGAAUGAUGAAUUCAAUGGAUGAUCCGGAAUUAAAAGUUCUCGAAGACGAUCUUGUUGUUGUUAUCAAGGAUAAAUAUCCAAAGGCAAAAUUUCAUUAUUUAGUUAUAUCGAAAACUGAUAUAAACUCUAUUACGCAUGUGAAAAAAGAGCAUUUAAAUAUUCUCGAACACAUGGAGGAAGUUGGUGAAAAUUUGACCAAAAAGCACGAGAAUUACGAAUUCAUCAUAGGUUAUCAUGCAAUUCCAAGUAUGCAACGACUUCAUAUGCACGUGAUCAGCACGGAUUUUAAUAGUUCUUGUUUGAAAACGAAAAACCAUUGGAAUUCUUUUACAACUCCUUUUUUUCUACUACCGGAGAAAGUACACAAAAGUAUUCAAGAAGAAGGUCGACUUAAAAUAAAUUCAGAGACCAUGAAAAACCACUUGAAAACUGCUCUGAAAUGCCACAAAUGUUCUUUUUUAGCUAAAAAUAUGCCAGACUUGAAAAAACAUCUCCUGAAACAUAUUCCGAACGAUAAUGAAUAAUUUUAUAUCUAUAUAAUUUUAUAUUUUUUAUAGUAUUUUUUUUUUUUUUGAUCAAUUUUUAAUUAAUAUUCGUUUCCGUUUAAAGACGAACGAAACUUCAUUUUUAACGCUAAAAAAAAAUCGUUUAUUUUAACAAUUUUCUAUCUUUUAUUUAACGUACUUGUAAAGUAAAAUUAAAUUUUAUCAAAUAUAAUUAUUUAAAAUUAA